AUGGAGAACGGCAGUGAUUAUUGUUAUGAUAGCGAGGCGGACGAGAACAAUGAAGAAUACGCCUACAGGGAUUUCAUACCGGGCUCAAGUAAAAUAGGAACCCAUUAUAGACACGACACAUUCACUUUCCUUCAGGAUCUAUCGAAAAUUCUCCCAUCGGGAAUUCGAAUAGAGGCUCUGGAAUGUUUCACCUGGUGGGAACCGGAAAUAUUCGAAGAAUUAAGCAAAGUAUUUUCGAGCAUCGGAUUCAUGGAGAUUCACUGUAAAUCCGAGGACAACAUUGGAUUGGCAACUCUCAUAAACAACGUCGACGUGAUCUCACAAUUAACGAUCUAUCAAACGAGAUGGGCCAUCCCACACAUAACGUCCGCCCUAAAAAAAAAGAUGAGGAAUGUCGCAGAAUUUCAUGUAAUCGGCGGCGGAUCCAUUCCCUUGAGCAUUCUUUCUGAAGGCAAGAAUCUCAAGGCAUUUGGAAUGUGGCAAGAAGCCGAUGAACUACAGGAUUUCUACAUCAAGAAUCCCUAUGCCAAGGGUUUCCGAGGAAACAUCUAUGACUUCCACUAUCUCCGUGCUAUCGAUGACGCGGAUUCCCCAUACGUAGAAAUUAAUGAGGAGACUUUGUUACCCUUGACCAAUUCCGCGUAUUUUAAAGACUUGACGAACCUGACCCUCGAUAUAACAUUCACAAUCUGUUAUCAAGAGAUGUCGGAAAUCAUAAAGAACACUAAUGGAAAUCUAACCAGUCUCGGGAUAGUUUGGUGGAGCAUGGAAUCUGAUCCCGAUAAUGCGCAAUCAUUCUUUCACACAAUAGCCAAUUCUUGCCCGAACCUAAUACGUCUUGAGCUCACCAUACUCGCCAGCAACAUUGAACACCUGCAGAUCAUUCUGAGCUCAUGCCAACAAUUGAAAAGUCUUGAAUUCAGAGGUUGGACAAACCUUGACAUCAGUCAAUCGAUUCAAAAGAUUGGAAAAAAUCUACCAAAGGGUCUGGAACGUCUCGUGUUUGACAAAGAUUUCAUCUGCAUCUCCUCGGCCUUAAAGAAUUUUCUCAAGCAUUGCCAUGAAAAAAAUAUCGCUGGGUUAACCCUGCUGUUUAGAAACGGGGUCAGCUGGUUGACCGAACAUAUUGACAUCAUGAAUGCCUAUAUCGAACUGGGUGUCUUGCAUCCGAACACGCACCUAAGUUGGGAUUGUGUUUAUAACGAAGACGGAACGAAAUCAAUUUCUGAGGGGUGA
Acaulospora colombiana is the source of this 1236-nucleotide messenger RNA. Lineage: Eukaryota; Fungi; Glomeromycota; Glomeromycetes; Diversisporales; Acaulosporaceae. The record is from the annotation of a GenBank genome assembly.